Messenger RNA from Acipenser ruthenus (sterlet), 6086 nucleotides. RefSeq names its product NAD(P) transhydrogenase, mitochondrial. Bases 731 to 3985 code for a protein of 1084 amino acids. NCBI's taxonomy places the organism in Eukaryota, Metazoa, Chordata, Actinopteri, Acipenseriformes, Acipenseridae. The transcript has 23 exons. The record is from RefSeq and is a predicted model, not a curated record. Gene Ontology annotation, molecular function: NADP binding; NAD binding. Gene Ontology annotation, biological process: proton transmembrane transport; NADPH regeneration. Gene Ontology annotation, cellular component: mitochondrial inner membrane.
CACUCGCAUCUAAUUCGAUUUUUUGGUUUGUAUAAUAUUACUUAAACAAAAGUUGUAUUAAAAUCCACUACCAAAUCGUUAUAUGUAGCAACUCUCGGCGCCGCUGCCAUGUAGGUAUAGUAUCCAAAGCACUGGGGCGGUAGGUUGUAGUGCUUCAGUAAAAUAUGUACUUAGUGUACAAGACAGUGGAAGAGAAGUGCUAGAAUAUGUUUGAAACAUACAAAUUAUACGCUAACACUAAUAAUUUCACUUUAAAAAACGGAGCCCCGUCCGCCCCUCCCCAACUCCAGAGGCAAACCUUUAAUGUAUUCAUUCGCCAUCUCGACAGCAAAGCGUUGUAUAGCGUAAGCGCUAUCGAAAGAAAUGUCUCGAAACCCCUCUGCUGUUUGGGAUGUUUUUGUUAAAUGCCCAGACGACCAACACAAAGUUGAAUGCAAACUGUGCAAGAGACUGUUGAUGUAUCAGGCACAACCAAUCUCCGAGGUCACUUGACAAGCCAUAAACGGUCUGCACAUACUGUUGGAGUGGUCUGUAGUGUCCCCCAUUAUAUGUGUGCUAAACCCUAAUCACGUGACAAGAAUGACUAUGACCCAGCAGCAAUUGAAUUCGUUCCUGGAUUGAAGUUCAACUUCAUAUCUUCUCCGCUCAAUCUCUCCUACCCGGCUUCCUAAAGGAGGAGGACGGUAAGGCAUAAAGAAGCAGCAGCUCUUGGUAGCCCGUCCUGUGUAUAAUGGCCAGCCUCCUGCGAGUGGUGGUCAGCAGCUGCUCGAGCCCAGUCUUCAGCAGGCUGUCUGUGAAGGUGCAGACGGUGAAGACUCCAUCUUCACGGUUAUUCCGAACUCACCAGGCCCUCCGGUGCCAGAGCACUGUUAAUCCAGGCAUUCCUUAUAAGCAGCUAACAGUUGGGGUCCCCAAGGAGAUCUUUCAGAAUGAGAAGCGAGUGGCCCUGUCCCCGGUUGGGGUGCAGGCUCUCAUUAAGCAGGGAUUCAAUGUGGUGGUGGAAUCAGGUGCGGGAGAAUCCUCCAAAUUCUCAGAUGAACAUUACAUUCAAGCCGGGGCCACCAUCAAAGGGACCAAGGAUGUUCUGGCUUCCGACCUGGUAGUCAAGGUGAGGGCUCCUAUCUUCAACCCUGCACUUGGUGCCCAUGAGGUUGACCUUCUGAAGGAGUCUGCCACCCUGGUCAGCUUCAUCUACCCUGCACAGAACCCAGAGCUCAUUGAUAAACUUUCACAGCGCAAGACCAAUGUGCUAGCAAUGGAUCAAGUACCUAGAGUCACCAUCGCACAGGGAUAUGAUGCCCUCAGCUCUAUGGCCAACAUUGCAGGUUACAAAGCUGUUAUUUUGGCAGCUAAUCAUUUUGGACGCUUUUUCACCGGUCAGAUUACAGCAGCUGGCAAAGUUCCCCCUGCUAAGGUUCUUAUUAUUGGAGGUGGUGUUGCUGGUUUGGCUUCAGCAGGUGCUGCCAAAGCCAUGGGUGCAAUUGUGAGAGGAUUCGAUACCAGAGCUGAUGCUUUGGAGCAGUUCAAGUCCCUGGGUGCGGAGCCACUGGCGGUGGAUAUAAAGGAGUCUGGGGAAGGUCAAGGGGGCUACGCUAAAGUAAUGUCCAAGGAGUUUAUUGAGGCAGAGAUGAAACUGUUUGCCAAACAAUGUCAGGAGGUGGACAUUGUAAUCAGCACAGCCCUCAUCCCAGGCAAGAAAGCCCCAAUUCUGUUCACUAGAGAGAUGAUCGAGAGUAUGAAGGACGGGUCAGUUGUGGUUGAUUUGGCUGCUGAGGCUGGAGGGAACUUUGAGACCACUGUACCUGGGGAGCUGACUGUGCACAAGGGGGUGACUCACAUUGGUUACACAGACCUCCCAAGUAGGAUGUCCUCUCAGGCCAGCGCUCUGUAUUCCAACAACAUCAUCAAGCUGCUGAGGGCGAUCAGCCCUGACAAGGACCAUUUCUACUACAACGUGAAGGAUGAAUUUGAUUUCGGUACCAUGGACCAUGUUGUUCGGGGCACAGUGGUAAUGAAGGAUGGGAAGUUCAUCUUCCCAGCUCCCCCUCCAAACAAUAUUCCUGUGGCUGCACCAGUGAAGCAGAAGUCUGUUCAAGAGCUGGCGGCUGAAAAGAAGGCCACUGUUUCUCCUUUUGCACAGACCUUGACAAGUGCUGGCGUUUACACUGGAGGUAUUGCUACUUUAAUAGGACUGGGCCUUGCUGCUCCUACUGCUGCCUUCACUCAAAUGGUGACAACCUUUGGUUUAGCUGGAAUUGUGGGCUACCACACAGUCUGGGGCGUCACUCCGGCCCUUCACUCUCCACUCAUGUCUGUCACCAAUGCCAUCUCGGGUUUGACAGCAGUUGGUGGGUUGUCUCUGAUGGGAGGGGGCCUGGCCCCCACUGCUACUGCAGAGGUACUGGCUGCAUUGGCAGCCUUCAUCUCCUCGGUCAACAUAGCCGGUGGCUUUCUUGUCACCAAGAAAAUGCUGGAUAUGUUCAGGCGUCCCACUGACCCCCCUGAGCACCACUACCUGUACCUCCUGCCUGCUGGGGUUUUCGUGGGAGGAUAUGCUGCUGCACUCAAUUGUGGUUACAAAAUUGAGGAGAUGAUGUACCUAGGCUCUGGCUUGUGCUGUGUAGGAGCCCUGGCCGGCCUCUCCACCCAGAAGACGUCCCGACUCGGCAAUGCCCUGGGCAUGAUGGGUGUUGCUGGUGGUCUGGCAGCCACCCUUGGAGCUCUGAAGCCUUCUCCUGAACUCCUGGCUCAGAUGAGUGGCGCCAUGGCCGUUGGUGGCACUUUGGGAUUGACUAUUGCAAAGCGAAUCCAGAUCUCGGACCUGCCUCAGCUGGUCGCUGCCUUCCACAGCUUGGUAGGGCUGGCUGCAGUCCUGACCUGUGUGGCAGAGUACAUGGUGGAAUACCCACAUUUCGCCACUGACCCGGCUGCCAACCUCACCAAAAUCGUGGCCUACUUGGGUACCUACAUCGGAGGAGUGACCUUCAGCGGCUCCCUCAUCGCUUAUGGGAAACUCCAGGGUGUCCUGAAUUCAUCACCUCUGAUGCUUCCCGGGCGUCACUUCUUGAAUGCUGGGCUGAUGGCAGCUAGUGUGGGUGGAAUGAUCCCUUACAUGAUGGAUCCCAGCUACACCACUGGUAUCACCUGCCUGGGCUCUGUGUCUGCACUGUCUGCCAUCAUGGGUGUUACUCUGACUGCGGCAAUUGGGGGUGCUGACAUGCCCGUGGUGAUCACAGUGUUGAACAGCUACUCGGGCUGGGCUCUGUGUGCAGAGGGAUUCCUGCUCAAUAACAACCUGCUCACCAUCGUCGGGGCCCUCAUCGGGUCUUCCGGAGCCAUCCUCUCCUACAUCAUGUGUGUGGCUAUGAACCGCUCUCUGGCUAAUGUAAUUCUUGGUGGCUACGGUACCUCUUCCACUGGCACUGGCAAGCCCAUGGAAAUCACUGGAACUCACACAGAGAUCAAUCUGGAUCAAACUGUUGAGAUGAUCAAAGAGGCCAACAGCAUCAUCAUCACUCCAGGUUAUGGUCUGUGUGCAGCAAAAGCUCAGUACCCCAUCGCUGAAUUGGUAAAGAUGCUCCAAGAACAGGGCAAGAAAGUCCGGUUUGGGAUCCACCCAGUAGCCGGCCGAAUGCCUGGUCAGCUGAAUGUGCUGCUGGCUGAAGCUGGAGUUCCUUAUGACAUAGUGCUGGAAAUGGAUGAAAUCAAUGAAGACUUCCCAGAAACUGACCUGGUUAUGGUUAUUGGUGCAAAUGAUACUGUGAACUCAGCGGCCCAAGAGGACCCGAACUCCAUCAUUGCUGGAAUGCCGGUUCUGGAAGUCUGGAAGUCGAAACAGAUCAUUAUAAUGAAGAGGUCCCUGGGAGUAGGCUAUGCAGCUGUGGACAAUCCUAUCUUCUACAAGCCCAACGCUGCAAUGCUGCUGGGUGACGCCAAGAAGACCUGCGAUGCUCUGCAGUCAAAAGUCCGGGAGUCGUAUCAGUGAAGAGGCAGAUAAACGGUCUGCAGCAAACAGCAGACAAAUCUCCUAAUUACUGAAAAUAUACAAUACAGACAGAUCUUGUAAUCAAAGGAUGGGUCCCCACAAAGGAUGGGUCCACACAUUAUGUUGGUGUCUUCCCAAUAGCUUUUAUUAUUAGUAGUAGAUGAAAUGAAAUGAAAUGACGGACUGUCCAAUUUUAGUAUAAUGUGUGCAGUUUCCAGUGUUUUUUUAAAUUGGAAUAUAAGAUUUUUCACAAACUGAAACUCCAUAUUUCUUCUUAAGGUUGAAAAUGAUUCAAGAACAUUUUAUAUUAUUUAAUCCCCCAGUAAAAUAUUUUUUUGAAAUAGAUUUCUGGACAGAUGACUUGCUUCUGUAGUGUAAGGGAUUCCAACGGAAAUAUUGAAUAAUUCUAGAGCUUGGUCUAUUUUCAAAUGUUGUAGGUUUUAGUCUCCAAAUCACCAUAAUGUAUUAUAUGUAAUCAGAAUACAAGGGGAUUUGAUUUUUAUUUUUUUUACCAAAAAAAAAAAAAAAUCACUAUUUUUCCUGAUUUAAUUGUUAUUAUAAAGAAAACUCAAGAUUGCUGGUUUAUAUAUAUAUAUAUAUAUAUAUAUAUAUAUAUAUAUAUAUAUAUAUAUAUAUAUAUAUAUAUAUAUAUAUAUAUAUAUAUAUAUAUAUGUAGUAAACAGAGGAAGGGUACUGCAGCUUUAGAUACUUUUGUAGUUUGCACCCGACAGAUGGAUGGUUUCGUCAGGAAACCUUUGUAUUGUUUUCAGUAUUGCGUUACUUAACAGCAGGAUGAAUUUUAAAAUUAAGUUGGUGAAACAGGCAUACAGUAAGCAAAAAAAUUCUACACAGUACGAUUAUAUAUCAAUUAAGAAGGCUCCAUAAAAGUGAAUGUAAAAUUCGGUAGUUUCUAACACAUGGAAAUAUUUACUGAUUGUCUUUUUAAAAAAAAAAUUAUUGCAUCUUCUCUUACAAGCUUAAGUGAUACACUGGUACCAGUAGCCACAUACCCCAGUACUGUAGUGUUUUUCCUGCUAGUAUUAGCUUAAAAAUAAAUAAAUAAAUAAAUAAUUAAACUGGUGCAGCUUAGAAACCAGUCCAGUAGUGAAGCAUAUAAAUAUUGUAACAAUUAUUUAGUAUUAGAUAUACAGCUUAAUGGCCAUUGUAUCAAAUAUUAGUAACUCAGCACUUCAAUUGCAAAGCAUUGUUACCAAUUCAACACUUAAAUUGUAAACAGCUUUUAUUUCUUUUGUAACUUCUGUUUGUUUCCAGUAUUGUCGGCACAAUCGGAUGUACCUUUUAACUCAUGCUUAAAAAUAGCUUUAUAAAAAAUACAAUUAGUCUUGUAAUUUGGGAAUUCCUCUUGGGGAAUUAAAUGUUAAACUUCUAGGUCAUCUGUAAACUGACAGCAUCUUGACUUUAUUUAUAUAACUACCUUAAUGUGAUUUUAUGCACAAGGACUUGAUGUCAUGUAUUACAUUCAAGUACAGUUAGAAACAUUGCCAUCACAACUUCCCUACCUCCAAAUCUGGUUACCAGACCAACUCGCACUAACUCCUACAGAUUUUGUGCAUACACUUGCUUGACUUGAAACAGAAUAGGAUAUUUCUGCUUGUGUAGAACACAAAAUGCUACUUAUUGGGAUGUCAAGGGUGCCAGAGAGCUAUUAUUUACUUUCAGAAACGGAGUGGCUGUGUGUUGGUUAAAAAGUGUCCUAUUUUUGUGCACCAUUGCAAAAAAAGUUUGGGAACAGUUGACGGCGUAGUUUACAAAGUAUUUUAAAAAGUUGCCCCAUCAAUUCCAGUAAUGGGAAGGGUCCAUAACUAAAAGGAACAAUGAAUUACUUAGGUAGGUGUAGUAUUUAGGUCUUACUGGCUGCAGUCAGUUUUCUAGUAUUUUCUUUUCUUCAUUUUCUGUGUCCGUUUUAUUUAGACUGUAAAUUCUUUUAAUACCAGCUCUGUAAACAUUUCGGAAGAAGAAAAAAAAAAAAGGCAUUAAAAUGAUGAAUUCAGCAUGCUGUGGAGAGUGUUGAACUGAUAUUAAUCUUCAGGCUGUGUUGUAUCAUGGAACAUCACAAACCUAAUAAAUGACCUGACAAGAA